GCGCGAGACCUGGCGCACGGCUCCUCGGGUGCUCGCGUGCUGCCAUGGCGUCGCAAGGCAGCCAGGGCACCGACGACAGCGGCCGCAGGAAGCCCCGCCUGGCGGCGUCCUUGCAGAUGAGCAGGGCGCCCAGUUCUUCGCGGCCCUCGGCCAGCCUGGGCCAAGACCCCUGGGGGCCCGGGCCCAGCUCCAGCUCUGAGGACUUGGCGGCGGAGGGCGGACAGCCCCAGGCUGCGGGGGACAGUGGGCCUGGGCCGGGGGCCGCGGCCAGGGAGCCUGGGAGAGACUUGGAGGCGGUGACGGGGGACGCCUUGGGGGCUCCCGCGCCGCCCGCAGGGCCCACCGGGGAUAUCCCCGUGGCGGCCCAACACCUGAGCCUGCAGCUGAAAGACCCGCCGCCAGACGAGGCCGCCAACCUCCUGGCGCAGUACGCCGCCAACCUGGGCGUCUCCCUCAUCUUCCGCGAGGAUCAGCUGGCAGAUCCCGGCUUUCCCUUCUCUGUGAGUGCAGAACUAGAUGGAGUGGUCUGCCCAGCGGGCACCGCUAACAGCAAGACAGAGGCCAAGCAACAGGCAGCACUGUCUGCCCUCUGCUAUGUCCGGAGUCAGCUGGAGAGCCCAGAGCUCCCAGAAGUCCCCAGCAGGCCUCCUAGCACCCCCAUGAGUAUAGAGGACAUCCUGAUUCAUGAGCAGCGCUGUGCAGCCGUGGUCAGCGCCGGCUUCGAUCGCCUGCUGGAUGCUAGCUCACCUUACCACGCCUGUAAGGGGACCAUGGCCGCUGUCAUUCUGGAGAGAGAGGUCCCGGGGUCAAAAGGCCACACCAAAGAGAUCUAUGAGCUGGUGGCACUCGGCACAGGCAGCGGUAGCUGUGAUGGCUAUCUGGAGUUCUCAGGUCGGCAGCUGCACGACAGCCAUGGCCUGGUGGUAGCCCGGCGAGCAUUGCUGAGGUUUCUCUUCCGGCAACUCCUUCUUGCAACCCAUGGGGGUCCCCAAGGCAAGGAGCGAUCUGUGUUGGCCCCCCAGCCUGGGCCUGGGCCUGGGCCCCCCUUCACCUUCAAGCCCCGGAUCUUCCUGCAUCUCUACAUCAGUAACACCCCCCAGGGAGCAGCCCAUGACAUCUGUCUCUCUCCAACCUAUGAAGGAGGCCUCCUGCACAACCCUGCCCUACGCCUGCAAGCCCAUAUCCGAGGGAAGUUGCGGCCAGUGUGCUACCUGGCCCCUUCGCUGCGUUACACCCAUGUGGGCUGUCUCUCUGCCAGUGACAAGCUGGCACGUUGGGUUGUGCUGGGUCUGGGUGGAGCCCUGUUGGCCCACUUUCUGCCUCCCAUCUAUGCCACUAGCCUGGUUGUAGCUGACCCCUGCCAUGACCCCCCCACUCUGGAUAGGGCUAUCCACACCCGGCCAAACCUGGAUGAGGAACUGGGGUCCUGUCUGCCACCUCCCUAUGCCCGCACAAAGCUGCACCUGUUUUCAGGGCCUCCCGUGGCCCCCUCCAGCCCCACCCCCAGCACUUGUCAAGGCCUGAGCCUCAACUGGAGCCUGGGGGACCCUGAUGUUGAGGUCGUGGAUGUAGCCACUGGGCGUGUGAAGGCCAACACUGCCCUUGGGCCUCCCUCCCGCCUCUGCAAGGCAGCCUUUCUCCGGGCCUUCCGCCAGACUGCCCGAGCUCUGGGGAAGCCCCACCUGCUGACCUUGAAGACCUAUGAGGAGGCCAAGGCUGGGACCUACCAGGAGGCUCGCCAGCAGCUGUCACUCCUCCUGGACCAGCAAGGCCUGGGUACCUGGCCGUCAAAGCCUUUGGUGGGCAAAUUCAGAAACUAACUCAGACAUCAGAGCUUACUGGAGAAGUGUGUAUGUGUGGGGAGUGUGAGG
Messenger RNA from Erinaceus europaeus (western European hedgehog), 1871 nucleotides. It is a transcript of the gene ADAD2, whose product is annotated as adenosine deaminase domain containing 2. The coding region runs from base 45 to 1820 and encodes 591 amino acids. Lineage: Eukaryota; Metazoa; Chordata; Mammalia; Eulipotyphla; Erinaceidae. Gene Ontology annotation, biological process: RNA processing; adenosine to inosine editing. The record is from RefSeq and is a predicted model, not a curated record. Gene Ontology annotation, molecular function: double-stranded RNA binding; tRNA-specific adenosine deaminase activity; double-stranded RNA adenosine deaminase activity. Gene Ontology annotation, cellular component: nucleolus; cytoplasm. The transcript has 10 exons.